Messenger RNA from Menidia menidia (Atlantic silverside), 1691 nucleotides. Lineage: Eukaryota; Metazoa; Chordata; Actinopteri; Atheriniformes; Atherinopsidae. The record is from the annotation of a GenBank genome assembly.
UCUAUCUAUCUAUCUAUCUAUCUAUCUAUCUAUCUAUCUAUCUAUCUGUCUGUCUGUUCUGACAUCUGAAUAAAAGUGAUGUUUGCGUUUGUUUCUUAAUAUUUGGGGGAUGUAUUCUGGCAUCAGGGAGCAGUUUUAUCAUCCAUGCGACAGAAUGUUUUAUUCUCAGUAGCAUCUGCUAAAUGCAUACGUGUCAAAAAUGGAAAUUAAAACAAUUAGAAUCACUUUUAUUUUAUUUUUCAUCCGUUUAUAGUCUCUUUGCUGCUUUGUUUAGUACACGUUUUUGUUAACGUUUCAAUAAAGUUCUGGAUUCAACAUAACAACAACAAAUCGGUGGUCGCGUUGACCAAUCACAGCCUUCCAUGAAAUGAAGCGUUGAAGCAAUCGUCAUCGCAACCGUUUGGCGCAUGCGCCUUCGGUCCACUUCCUGCUUUCUGACGGCUGCACAAAAACAGACACAUUUUCCGGCUCCUCUGUGUUUUCUUCUCUUCUUUUGGACGCUUUUUAGAUAAAUGUUUUAAAUCUUUUCCGCCCCCAUGCGCGCUCCCGUGUGCGCGGCGCUGCUGGUGUGGCUGCUGAGCGAUGCGGCGGCGCGAGACUUCACGGAGGAAGAGAUGGCCGCCGUCAGGCAGCGCAUCAAGUCCAUGUUCUACCACGCCUACAACAGCUACCUGGACCACGCCUUCCCCUACGACGAGCUGCGGCCCCUCACCUGUGACGGCCAGGACACCUGGGGCAGUUUCUCGCUGACCCUGAUCGACGCCCUGGACACGCUGCUGGUCCUGGGGAACCACACCGAGUUCCAGAGGGUGGCGUCCCUCCUGCAGGACGCCGUGGACUUCGACAUCGACGUCAACGCCUCCGUGUUCGAGACCAACAUCAGAGUGGUCGGGGGGCUUCUGUCGGCCCACCUGCUGGCAGGGAGGGGCGGCAUGGAGCUGGAGCCCGGCUGGCCCUGCUCAGGACCGCUGCUGAGGAUGGCCGAGGACGCCGCCAGGAAACUGCUACCCGCCUUCCAGACCCCCUCCGGGAUGCCCUAUGGGACGGUGAACCUGCUGCGGGGGGUCAGCCCCUCGGAGACGCCGGUGACCUGCACCGCGGGCGUGGGGACCUUCAUCCUGGAGUUCUCCGCGCUGAGCCGCCUGACCGGGGACCCCGUGUUCGAGGACACCGCCCGCCGGGCGCUCAGCGCCCUCUGGCAGACCCGCUCAGACAUCGGCCUGGUGGGGAACCACAUUGACGUCCUGUCCAGGAAGUGGGUGGCGCAGGACGCGGGGAUCGGCGCCGGCGUGGACUCCUACUUCGAGUACCUGGUGAAGGGCGCCAUCCUGCUGCAGGACCAGGAGCUGCUCAGCAUGUUCAGGGCCUACGACCGAGCCAUUCAGAACUACACCCGCUUCGACGACUGGUACCUGUGGGUCCAGAUGCACAAGGGAACCGUGUCCAUGCCGGUGUUCCAGAGCCUGGAGGCCUUCUGGCCCGGUCUGCAGUCGCUGCUGGGGGACCUGGACCGGGCGGUCAGAACCUUCCAGAACUACUACUCAGUGUGGAGGCAGUUUGGGGGCCUGCCGGAGUUCUACAGCAUCCCCCAGGGGUACACGGUGGAUAAGAGGGAGGGGUACCCCCUCAGACCAGGUGGGUUCUGGGGUCAUGUGACCCCCUCAGACCAGGUGGGUUCUGUGGUCAUGUGA